AUGGCAAGGAAUGUUCAGUUUCCAUCAGGAAGAACUCCCUCAUCAGGCUGGCAUUUUGAUGCUGUCGGCCUUCUGGCAGUGAUUGGGGAGUCAUCGAUGACACUUCACGUGCCGGCCCUGGCGUCUUCAUGGCUCUGCCUUCUCCCUCACCUGAUUCCUGCACCUCAGGCGAUGCUGAAACCUUGCAGACCAACACGCCUACCCCCAGUCCCUGCCAUCGUGGUUGGGGUGCACUCCGGAACUCGAGUUGACGAGUUGAAUUUCUAUGCAGAACUAAUCCAUCAAGUGGAUGGGUUGCAGCCCUUUGAGUUCCAUGAAUUUAACAUCACCAGGCGGUUUGACAGUGCAUCGCCAUUCUUUUCCCACGAAAGACGUUCACCGAUUUUGCCUAUGUCUUGUGCCUUGACAGUUGGUUUAAUUAUUUGGGCGUGUCUGAUCCACGAUGGAGUUGCAAUUAUCUCUCUUGCUAUACUGUCACUUGCUUCACUGCUUGUUGGCCUGGCCAUGUGGUAUCAGCCGCAGCUUUCAAUCCGACCCACGGAUGCUGUGGUCCCAAAUGGCGAUAUUGUUCUACGUACACGAAACGGUGCAUUUGUUGUUGUGCAUUGUUCAGACGAGAUCGCAAGAGAGCUCUACAUUGGCACCGAAGAAGCGAGAUAUAUUGUCGGGGAAAAGGCUUUCAAACUCGUCAUGGCUGCAGGGACGGUGGCUUUGAUGAUUGGCGUUGUGCUGCUUGGGAACUGCAGUUGGACCAUGCAAGCAGCGAUUGGAACAGCCUAUCUUCUUCUCAACGGCGCCUACUGGUUUGUUGCACUAUUGCCCCAGACCUGGAUCUGGGAUACCUCGGCCUACCACGUCAGCGAGGCGACACCACCGAUUUUACGAUUAGCGCAUGUACAGGGGAUCGAUGGGAUUAACCCAAGUUACACGCGGACUUUGUGGUACGCGAUACAGUCCACCAAGGAAACAAGUUGGAUUUCCAUCAGCGGAGCAUCACCGAAAACCGCAGCAUGGGAGGAGUGGAAGAAGCUGGCUUACAGUAACAGAAACAAUCUCGAUUGGGAUGCUGUGAAUGAAAAGGACAGAUUGAUGCGAGAGUUUAAAGAAAAUGAAGAGCAUCAAUAUGGGGGAGAACAUGGAUUUACUGCUGCAAACAAUGCUCCUGAUAAUGUACCCAACCGCCAGGUGACCUGGUGA
Aspergillus wentii DTO 134E9 is the source of this 1197-nucleotide messenger RNA. RefSeq lists its product as uncharacterized. The record is from RefSeq and is a predicted model, not a curated record. NCBI's taxonomy places the organism in Eukaryota, Fungi, Ascomycota, Eurotiomycetes, Eurotiales, Aspergillaceae. Bases 1 to 1197 code for a protein of 398 amino acids. The transcript has 2 exons.